AUGUACAACUUCUGCUUCCUUAUCCUGGUUUAUGCCAGUUGGGCAGUUCGCUCAGAUGUAGACUGCGGAUCUGGACCGUUGCAAAAGGUCAGCGAUUCGUGUAUGUUUAAACUGAAUGGUCUUAUGGGAUUUUGUGCGGCAAACAAACAAUGCGCAGAUCGAGGUGGAAGUUUUGGACAGCAUUGGUUUCUGGUGGGGAAAAAUGCGCACAAAAUUCCAAGCUCGUUCUCUGAAGGGCAGUCAAUAUGGACUAGUCGGACAAGGCUUUUUGAGCGUAAUCCUAGUGGCCACGUAUGGCGUGUUGGUGACCCACACUGGUCUCACUACUCAGAGACAACUGCCAAUGCAUCAGCACCCUCCAAUCCUUCGGUGGAGGGCUCAGCAGCGCGGAUAACUUAUGUGCAACACAACGGCACAACCAACAUGUUCUACUUCACGCGGAAUAACAAAGAACUUCGUGGUGCAGUUUGCGAGCGAGCGUUGGUACCAACACCCUACCAUCCAUCAUCUAACAUGCCGCUGACAACAGAAGUGUUCCGCGUAACCUGGCCCAGGCCAUCUCAGAGUAUGGUCUUAGAUGACAGAGAAUCAGUAGGCUGUUAUGCGAAUCACAUGGCCCAGAGUAUCAUAGAUUGUGCUCUUACGUAA
Molecule: messenger RNA, 648 nt
Organism: Opisthorchis viverrini
Lineage: Eukaryota; Metazoa; Platyhelminthes; Trematoda; Opisthorchiida; Opisthorchiidae
Exons: 1
Coding region: 1-648 (215 amino acids)
Source: RefSeq, a predicted model, not a curated record